ACCAACAUCAAAAAUGGCUGCUUCAUUACCUCACCCAAAGAUUGUUAAGAAAUACAGCAAGACUUUCAAGAGACACCACUCUGACAGAUACGCCAGAGUUUCUGAAAACUGGAGAAAGCAAAAGGGUAUCGACUCUUGUGUCAGAAGAAGAUUCAGAGGUACUAUCCCACAACCAAACAUUGGUUACGGUUCCAACAAGAGAACCAAGCACUUGACUCCAUCUGGCCACAAGGUCUUCCUCGUCAAGAACGUUAAGGACUUGGACGUUUUGUUAUUGCACACCAAGACCUACGCUGCUGAAAUCGCCCACAACAUCUCCGCUAAGAACAGAGUCGAAAUUGUCGCCAAGGCCAAGAAGAUUGGUGUCAAGGUUACCAACCCUAAGGGUAGAGUUGCUUUGGAAGCUUAAAUUAGUUAAACUGGUUAAUCAUUAUAUUCAUUUAUUGUCAUCUAACAUGUUUUAAUUAAUUAUGUGUUCUGGGUUCCUCUUCUUUUUUAAUAUAUAAAAAGUUGUAAAAUACAUAGUCUUCAGAAG
Molecule: messenger RNA, 535 nt
Organism: Scheffersomyces stipitis CBS 6054
Lineage: Eukaryota; Fungi; Ascomycota; Pichiomycetes; Serinales; Debaryomycetaceae
Gene: RPL32
Product: 60S ribosomal protein eL32
Exons: 2
Coding region: 14-409 (131 amino acids)
Biological process (GO): translation
Cellular component (GO): ribosome; cytosolic large ribosomal subunit
Molecular function (GO): structural constituent of ribosome
Source: RefSeq, a predicted model, not a curated record